UAUUUUUGUUUUGUUUUACAGACAAUGGGUUCUAUGCCAAGAAUAUCAGUUGUUAAGGGUCAGCAACAACAUUUGAGUCCUAGACCACUCUACAGAAUUUUUGAAGAAAAUUUAAUAUUACAUCAUGCUGAGAAGACGGCUCUCAUUUUUAAUGAUAACCUCGGCACUAACACAAUACAAACUCCUCGCCUUACCAGUUAUGAUCAAAUGAAUCGUAGUGCAAAUCAAUGUGCACGUUUGCUAGUUAACCGAAAUUGCUUUGCUCAAUCCAACAGUGAUGGUGACUAUAUAAUUGCAGUUUGUAUGCAGCCAUCAGAUGCUUUGGUAAUAACAUUGUUAUCAAUAUGGAAAAGUGGUGCCGCUUACUUGCCAAUCGAUCCUUCCUUCCCCGCAAAUCGUAUACAACAUAUAUUACAGGAGGCUCGACCAAUAUUAGUUAUACAUGAUGACAACAUUGCUGAAUCCAGAUUUGGUUUAACGCCUACAAUAAGCGCCUCAGAAUUAUUCAAUAAAUCAGCUGAACUCGACCAUGCCAAUUUAUUAUCCGAAGAAAUGUUGGGAGGAAGUAAUACAAAUCUAGCAAUUGUGCUAUAUACAUCAGGUAGCACAGGUAUUCCAAAAGGUGUACGAUUACCACAUGAUGUUAUUUUGAAUCGUUUGCAGUGGCAAUGGAGAGUUUUUCCAUAUACUACUGAUGAAAAAGUGGGAGUUUUUAAGACUGCACUCACUUUCGUUGAUUCCGUUUCUGAACUUUGGGGUCCCCUUAUGUGUGGUCUCGCUAUUUUAGUUGUACCGAAAGCAAUUACCAAAAAUCCUGAAAAACUUGUAGACAUUUUAGAAAUGUAUAAAAUACGUCGAUUGGUCCUUGUACCGACAUUGUUGCGUUCAUUACUUAUGUAUUUAAACUUGGGUAAUAAAAGAAAUCAAAGUACAAAACUAUUGUACAACCUUCAGAUUUGGGUGUGCUCUGGUGAGCCACUGGCACAUUCGUUAGCGCUGAACUUUUUUGACUAUUUUGAGGAAGGAGUGCACACACUUUUUAAUUUUUAUGGUUCAACUGAAGUCAUGGGGGAUGUUACGUUUUUCACCUGCGAAAGCAAAAAACAACUAUCUUCCUACGAUCACAAGGAUAUGGUAAAUAUUAGUGGAUGCAUGUCAAAAGGCAAACGAGACUUAGGAACACCUCUAACGGAUGUUAGCUUUACAGACUGUUUACAGACAGAACAGGUAUUAGUGGCUUUAUUUUCUGCUUAUAUACGUGUAAAUCCUAAGCCGUUUUAA
Teleopsis dalmanni is the source of this 1281-nucleotide messenger RNA. RefSeq names its product putative acyl-activating enzyme 19. The coding region runs from base 25 to 1281 and encodes 418 amino acids. The record is from RefSeq and is a predicted model, not a curated record. Lineage: Eukaryota; Metazoa; Arthropoda; Insecta; Diptera; Diopsidae. The transcript is spliced from 5 exons.